AUGAAUAAGUUUUUUUUAUUCGACACGAGCAAAUGGAACCAAAUAUUGUGUGCUUUCAUAGUUUGUCUCCCAGUAUUUAACUAUGGCAACACUCUCGGUUGGAUGUCUCCGAUGUCUCUACUUCUCCAAUCAAAUCAUUCACCAUCUGGAGAACCACUAACAGAUGUAGAGAUAUCCUGGUUGGCGGCCAUAUCGUACUUAGCUGGAGUCCCCUUGUACUUUCUCUUGGCGUAUAUUGGUGACAGAUAUGGAAGAAAACGUACACUGCUUCUCUCCACAGCAUUGGGUUCAACUAUAUGGAUUCUGAAAUUGUUUCCGCAAUUUUGGCCUUUAUUCGUAUCAAGAUGCAUGGUUAGCAUAUUAAUGGCGUGCAGUUUUGUCACAUGUCCGGUUUAUAUAAAGGAAAUAAGUGAGAACAGUAUAAGAGGACAUUUAGGCUGUUGGACAUCAGUGUUCUACACAUCUGGAUGCUUUUUCACCUAUGUUAUAGGUGAUAUGUUGGGUUACAGAACGAUAAUUUUCAUCUGCCUUAGUGUGCCCAUACUAAGUUUUCUUCUGUUCCUCGCCCUGCCUGAAUCUCCUUCGUACCUGGUACAAAUCGGGAAAAUCGAGGAAGCAGAAAAAGUACUACUAUGGCUGCGUCGCAAAAAUGAAAUUGACUGUGCAAUAAGACAAGAAAUUGAAACAAUUAAAUCAGAACAGAAGAACGACGAAGUCAAUGAUUCAUCUAUAAUUAAAGCCAUUUUUGCUGACAAAAUCCUCUUCAAAGCAUUUCAAAUAGCGUUAAUGGCUGCAUUCGCUCGUGAACUAUGUGGUGCUAUACCGGUGGGAAAUUUUGCGGGAGAUAUUUUCGCAAGAGCAUCUGAUGGAACUCGUGUUGUGCUAAAUCCAAACCAGCAGGCAAUGGUCAUGGGAGCAGUCCAAACUGCCGCAACUAUCGUCGCUUCUAAUAUAGUUGAGAAAUCUGGAAGGCGGCCUCUUUUGUUCAUCACAUGUCUCAUAUCCGGAAUAAGCAUGUGCUCGCUGGCGACUUGGUUCCUCUUCAAAGACUACGGCUAUAACCCUCCCGAAUGGAUCCCUGUUUUUACCCUCUGCAUUUGUAUCUUUUGUGAUUCAGCGGGCCUCUUGCCAGUUGGAACUGUUUUAAUAGGGGAAAUUUUCUCGUUUAAGUAUCGCGGAACAGUUUUAGGAACAAGCAUGGCGAUAGCAUCUUUCCUCGACUUCCUACAAGUAUUAUUCUUUAAGAUGAUAUCAGCGCGAAUUGGUGUGCAUGUAGCAUUCUACACUUUUGCUGCCAUGUGCCUUUUGAUGGCAUUAUAUAUUUUCGCAAAGAUACCCGAAACGCGUACAAGGCCCUUAGAAGAAAUCUAUGAUGACUUGAGAACGAAUAAAAAGAAGAGACCCCAGAAAACGGAUGUCAUAACUAGGUUUUGA
Messenger RNA from Pieris macdunnoughi, 1434 nucleotides. The record is from the annotation of a GenBank genome assembly. Lineage: Eukaryota; Metazoa; Arthropoda; Insecta; Lepidoptera; Pieridae.